AUGGAUUUUAAAGAAAGUAAGUUUAAAGAGGAAGUGGGAAACUUUAUGAUUAACUUACAAAAGCUUCUUCCCAAGAAAAAGGACAUAGCAAUAAUACUGCGACCGGAUGUGACCGUUUUGACAAGACUGAGCGAUGUCCACGCGGAGGCCAAGAACGUCUUCCCGAAGUGUUUCGUCGGCGCCAAACUGGUGAUUUUCAAAGAGAUGAUGGAUAAAGUUAAGCUCGUGCAACAUUACACCUUCGGGAAAUCGAAAGACGCCCAUAAAUGUUUCUCGCAAAUUAUUCACAAAGAAAUGGAAACGACGAAAGCCGAGGACGGUCUCGUGGUCGACUUGGCCGGGUCUGCGACGGCCACGUACCGCGAGAGUCUCGAAGACGAUUUGGAAAUCAGAGUCACCUCGAAGAUAAAAGACUUCGUGUCGUCGGAAGUCGAAGCGGUUCUCGAGAAAAAUACACAGAAAUGGAUCGGCUCUUCUUCGUUUUGCGUCAAAGACGUCGAUCCGAGCACGUUGAGACUCGUCGCUCAGUUCAUGUAUAAAGUCAUGCCAGACUACAGCGUGGGCGUAGAGGCGGGCGUGAAAACGUCGACGUUGGCGACGAAGCUCUCCAUCAGCUCGAGGUACGAGAGGCCGUCCUUUACGUUGUCUUCGACGGUCAGCAACUGCGGCAUCCAAUUGUGCCUGUACAAACAGUUCUCUAGGGACCUGCGAAUAGCCACGAUCGUCAAUCACUCGGCGUCGACGACCCUGAGUCUCGCGCUGCACAAGAACUAUCAGAACGGGUCGGAACUGAAAAUGUUCGUAGAUUCGCAGAGGUGCGGUGGGUUCACCUUUGAGAAGGACAUUUUAUUCAGUGAGCCCGAGGCGGAGAUGCGCGUCAUCCGAUUGCUGGCCAGCACUUUGAUCGACCGGCAGAGGAGAGUCCGCUUCGGAUUCGGUUUUCAUCUCGACUUCUAA
Leptosia nina is the source of this 957-nucleotide messenger RNA. The record is from the annotation of a GenBank genome assembly. Lineage: Eukaryota; Metazoa; Arthropoda; Insecta; Lepidoptera; Pieridae.